UGUCAAACAAAUGUCAAAUUUUCUGAAAAUGAUGUGUUGUUGUUGAAAAAAUAUAUUUUUAUUGUAAUAAUUGGUUUUCAGUCUAUUUUAUCACGGUAAAUAGCUCAAACUGUAUAUAAAAAAUGACGUCCUUCGAUCAAAAGUUUGAUAUGUACCCUGCUGGUGAUGUAGGUGUGAUAGAGGGCGAGAUGAAUGUCCCCUCUAGGGGUGUGCCCUCCGGGGACAGCAUGGAGUUCAACACAUUGGAUGAGCCCAUCAAGGAAACCUUUUUAAGGGAUCUAAGAGCAGUUGGCAACAAGUUCUACCAUGUCCUUCUUCCCAGAGAGAAAACUAGUCUAUUAAAAGAAUGGGAUCUAUGGGGUCCGCUGCUGCUGUGCACAUUCAUGGCAACGAUCCUGCAGGGCUCGGCGGAGCGGGCAGACAACUCCAACGACGGGGGCCCGGAGUUCGCGGAGGUGUUUGUACUGGUCUGGAUUGGAGCCGCUGUAGUCACAUUGAACUCAAAGCUGCUUGGGGGAAACAUCUCGUUCUUCCAGUCAGUGUGCGUGCUGGGCUACUGCCUGCUGCCCAUCGGGCUGGCGUUGGUGGCGUGUCGCGUCAUCCUGUUCGCGGAGCAGAACAAGUUCCUGUUCUUCCUGAGGCUCGUCAUAUCGAUGCUCGGCUUCGUCUGGGCUACUUUUGCGGCUACGAAAUUCCUCGGCGACAGUCAACCAUCGGGCAAGAAGGCUUUGGCGGUGUACCCCAUAUGCCUGUUCUACUUCAUACUGUCGUGGCUCGUCGUGUCACAUAGUAAUGUUUAGACGCACAGUAUUUGUAAUGUAAGUUAUUAUAAUAAUAUUGAUUAGUAUUAUAGGGUAAUCGGCCGUGUCAAGUCUGAAAGUAAGGUAGGGUGGUGCGGGGAAGGCCGAAUUUUGAUUCAAUCCCUGCAGAGAAAUGUUGGUUUUGAUCAACAUUGGCCAAGUUACAGUAGGUGUUAAUAGUACAGUAUCCUAUGCAGAUAUCUGAUCAGUGAUCACUCAUGCAGUUUAUCGAUGCCCUUGCUUAGAAGCGCCACCUAAUACGCCAUCUGAUGACUGCUCGCCCGUACCUAAAUCAGUGGCGGUCAAAUAUGCGCGUGAAACACUGUACACCUCUCCAGUCGUUGAGUUUAAACCUUUUGCAUCAUCCAGUCGAACUCUAACGGAUUGACGCGGUCGACCUAUUAUGGGAUGGCAAUGUUAAUAGAAACGAUUUUCUCAAAAGUGAAUAAUAAAAAAAAAAACAUGAAACUUUUUUUUUCUUACUAGAAUUGUUUCCGCAAAUGAGCAAUUCAAAAUUGACACCAAUAUAUUUUUUCAAUCGUCCAAUGUAGUUUUUGUGAUUGUAGAUGCAAAAUUGUAAAUGAUUUUCCCUUGGUAUCCUUUUAUACCCCAUUAAAUUUAUGCAUUGUAUUAGUAAAAUUGUUUUUAGAAACGUUUGUCCCUAACUAAGUGUAUUUAACUAUACAAAUAUUAUUAUUUUACUAUAAAUAAUAAUUGUGAUAUUUGUCGUUUUUAUGUUACGUAAUGUUGUUCGUACGAAUAUUUGAAGGCACAUAAUUAUUAAAACAAAAAAUAAAUUAAAAAUGUUUACAUUUUGACUGAACAUUCCGUAACAUGUAUUUAUAAUUUGUAAUAAAUAUUUUAAAUUAUGUAAAUAAUAUAUUAUUGAUGGAGGACUUAGUAUUUCUACUUUUAAUUAAAGUACACUUUUCUGUC
This is a messenger RNA of Plutella xylostella (diamondback moth), 1736 nucleotides long. It is a transcript of the gene Yipf6, whose product is annotated as Yipf6 protein. The record is from RefSeq and is a predicted model, not a curated record. Gene Ontology annotation, cellular component: membrane; trans-Golgi network. Lineage: Eukaryota; Metazoa; Arthropoda; Insecta; Lepidoptera; Plutellidae. Gene Ontology annotation, biological process: endoplasmic reticulum to Golgi vesicle-mediated transport.